This is a messenger RNA of Linum trigynum, 1621 nucleotides long. Lineage: Eukaryota; Viridiplantae; Streptophyta; Magnoliopsida; Malpighiales; Linaceae. The record is from the annotation of a GenBank genome assembly.
GUAUCAGCUGCAGCGGUGUGCUUUUUCAAUUUUCAGCUUAGAAAAAGCGCUCACGGGAAAAGCGCGGGCCUUGUUCCUUUUUCGUGUUUCCUUCUUCCACUCCACAUACCAUCCGCGACCAAAAAGCUUCGAUCUUCAAUCCCCAACGCAGACAUUUUCACUGAGAAUUACGUUUUUGGUUUUCCUUCAUUUAUCUUCUCUGGCGACCAAGAAACAAGUAGCAUAAAGUGUUCUUUCCCCUUGGUUUUCAUUUCAGAGAAUGAAAUUCGGGGAAACAUUCCGAGAAUACCUUCACGGAGAUCAGGAGAAGUUCCUGGACAAAUUCUCCCAUGUCGAGUACAAGCGCCUGAAGAAGGUGCUGAAGCAAUGCCGGAGUUCUUCGCAUGGCUCGCAGGAGAUUUGUCGAAACAGCCUAGAAGAAGAACAAGUCGAAGAGGAGGAUCAUCAUCAACAGAGCCACCCUGAUUUCAAUCAAUUCUGCCAAUGCCAGUCCUGCCCAGUGUGCGAUCAAAUGUUCUUUUCGGAGUUGAUGAAAGAAGUUUCGGAAAUAGCUGGAUGCUUCAAUUCUAAAGCUAGGCGUCUCCUCCACCUUCACGUGGCCAGGGGGAUGCAAGGUUAUGUGUUGUGGUUUCGUCAGUGCUUUCGAGAUGAUAAGUUAGCUAUGGCGGAGGAAGGAAAGAUGCUGAUGGAAUAUGUUACCAUGAAUGCUAUCGCGAUACGCAAAAUCUUAAAGAAAUAUGAUAAGGUGCAUAGCUCUGUGAAUGGAAAUAUUUUCAAGUCCAAGAUGCGUGCGGAACAUAUUGAACUUCUGCAAUCGCCUUGGUUGAUUGAGCUGGGGGCGUUGUUUCUGAACAUCAAUGGAUUAGAUGGAGGACGAUUCAGUGAGUUUUGCGGGAACUUUUCUUGUGAUCUCGAUGCUUCAGAACCUGUUAUGAGGCUUACCUUGCCAAAUUCUGUCACCAUGGACUAUAGCUUGACAUGUCCCAUUUGCUUGGACACGGUUUUUAACCCAUAUGCUUUGAGCUGCGGCCACCUUUUCUGCAAGUCAUGUGCUUGCUCAGCUGCUUUUGUACCGAUAUUCCUUGGGCUAAAAGAAGCUACUCUAGAUUCAAAGUGCUCAAUCUGCAGAGAGGCUGGCGUAUAUCAAAAUGCAGUGCACAUGAUGGAACUGGACUUGCUGUUGAAACAAAGAUGCAAGGAGAACUGGAAAGAAAGGAUGGUAGCAGAACGUGCCCUGAUAGUCAAGCAAACCAAAGAGUACUGGGAUAUGCAGACCAAAUACGCAAUCGGUUACUGAAGGUGGGAUAGCUGAUAGCCAGAUGAUUACGAGUGAUUCUUCAUUUUAGAGGGUCUAGGAUUUUUAUAGAGAAGAGGGGGGGAGUUGAUUUAGACACAACGAGAGCCUGAUCUGCUUCCAAUAAUGUCAGCAGGUGCAGUUGUACUGUCUUUCUGCCCAGAAUAUGGAGGGAUCAGCCUAUGAAGUGUCAUCCAUAUGUGAUUUUGAUGCAGGUAAAUUGUUUAGGUGUUCAAGAGCCCUUUGACUUUCAGGGUUAAUUUUAUGCAACGAGAGAUUUCUUUUGGAAUUACGAGGUCAAUUAAGCAAUCAACGAAUUCAGGUGAA